Molecule: messenger RNA, 719 nt
Organism: Ziziphus jujuba (common jujube)
Lineage: Eukaryota; Viridiplantae; Streptophyta; Magnoliopsida; Rosales; Rhamnaceae
Product: chaperone protein dnaJ 15-like
Exons: 2
Coding region: 86-421 (111 amino acids)
Source: RefSeq, a predicted model, not a curated record
UUGUGUUCUGUUUUUUUUUUUUUUUUUAAUAACGGUGGUGGUAGGCAUUUCUUGCUGAGAGAUAUGUAUGAUGAUAUGAUGCUGGAUGGAGUACAGCCAACUAGGGAUACAUUCCAUUCUGUCAUCAGUUAGUGGAAAGGUGCUUUCAUGUUUGUUAUCAUGGACUUUCAUUCUUUCUGGAAUUUUCCGUUUGCUUGAUUUUGUUUUGUUGCAGGUGGAUAAGCAAAAUGCUCAUUUCUUUGGUGUUACGAUCAAUGAGCAACAAGCCGAGUGUGGUAUUGUAGUAAGAGUUACUUCAAAUGCACAAAGCAAAUUUAAGUUACUUUAUUUCGAGCAAGAUGUGAAUGGCGGUUAUGGUUUGGCCCUACAGGUACCAUAUCUUCUUUUCUAUUGUGUCUCCAAUCCAUUUUCCAUUUUAUAGUGCAUAUGAUUUUUGCAUUCUGAAAGCUGUCAUGGUUGUUUAAAAAUUUUGAAGCAUAGAUGGAGUCAACAUUGCCAAUGAUCAUAUACAAUUGGUAGAAAUGUUUUGUAAUACUCUUGUCAUGUUAAACUUUCUGCUGUUAUAUCCUUCAAUUUCUAAGUACUAUGCGUCUCUAAUUUAUUUUCAAAGCAUAAAAUUGUGGCUGUGAAAUUGUGAUUUUGAAUAUCACACAUGGGUAGAACUUAAAAUUAGUAACCUACCUGUGAAUGUGAAAAUGAUGCUCAACUUGUCUUUUCAA